UCAGCUUUCCACACAGGCGCGCGCACCGAGAGACCCUUGAACACUCAGCUUUGUGACUGUUGCUCAGAUUGGACGCACCGGGAAUGGGAUCUCUUGUGAGAGUGAAGAAAAACUUCGAAUUUUUCCGCGUUUACGCUCUGCAGAGACUACUCUUCAUCCUGCGGGAAUAGCUGCGCAAGUAGAACAGGGAAGACGGCAAAUGAAAAGUAGGUAAAUCAGUUGGGAAGAGGAGUUAGAAAAGAAACACGAAUGGGAUGAAAUAUUGUAACUUGCCUUAUUUAUGCACUAACGUAACACGCUCCUAUAUAUGCGCUUGAUAUUGUAAAAUGUGGCUUUGAAUAUUACAGUAGGCUAAUUUGGGAAAAGGGGAGAGAAUACCAAAGGCAUUCCAAUUAGGCAACGCUUGCGUAAAAGCGCAUGACUACCAGGGUUAUCCACUAAAAACGAUCAAUUAGAAUUUGACCAGUGAAAACAAUUUGUUCCGAUAAGUAUUUGUGGGUAGUGUAUGGAGAGAGACGCAGCAAAGUUGGCAACCUGUAGAUUAUAACUGUUCCCACAGAUACAACCAUGGCAAAGUGGUUUAAAGAUUUCCCGACUAGUUUGAAAAGUGGGACCGAUCGCAUCCGUUCGGCCUCGGAAUCAGGUGCCCAUGGUCGGCCAAAACCUAUGGUGGCUGUAGGUACUGGGGGAAAAGGCAGUGUACGUAAAAAUUCAGAAAAUGGUAGCAGUGGAGGUGGUGUGGGUUCAUUGCUUUCCGGGAGGAAUCGGAAAAAUUCGGCAAUUGAAUUGGGACGGAAUCAACCAAGUACUGGCGCAAGUCCUCUGAAAGAUGGGAAAAUAUGGGAAAUCUUUAUACCUGGGAAAGGCAAGAAGAGUCCAAAGUUCGAUGGAGGAUUCGAAGAUCACCGAACCCUCAGGACCUCAAGUCUGGCGGAUGCUUACAUCAACAGAAUGAUCAAGGUGGACAAACAAGACAAAGGCCAAAAGCACAAUUUUGGGACUGGAGAUGCAACAGCUGCAGACAACGAGAAAGGAAAGGCAACGUUGAAGACGGAAACGUUGAUAAUACUGGAGGAUUACGCUGACCCAUUCGAUGCUGAGAGAACGAAGGAACAGAGAGACGCUGAGAGAGAGGGAGAGAACGAUGGCUACAUGGAGCCCUACGACGCCCAGCUCAUUAUUACAGAAAUCCGCCGGCGAGGCUCACGGGACCUGCUGAAGGUGUGUGUGGUGCUGAAGGGCGAGGAGGAGGGCGGCACGCCCCAGAUCUACGACGUGCCCUACGAGGAGGUGCUGGAGGGCAUCCCUCUGACCCGGCCCGAGUGCGACCCGCGGCCCCAAGCCGAGUACGAGCUCCCCUGGGAGUGGAGGAAAGAGCAGAUUGUCAGAGCCCUGUCAGCCCAGUUUGAUGGAGUGGAGCGGGUGACCAGCAGUAAAGAGGACACGGUGCUCUCCCCGCGCCAGCAGAGACAGAAGAGCUGGACCCCCAAAACGCUGCGUCCUUCUCCCCCGUCCCCCACGCUCACCCCCACCACCCCUGCCACCCCAACUGACAGUGACGCAAAGCCUGUGGACCCCACUGUACCACUGGAGAAGCAAAGCUGGUACCACGGCUCAGUGAGUCGGCAGGAGGCAGAGGCUCAGCUGCAGAACUGUAAGGAGGCCAGCUUCCUGGUGCGCGACAGCGAAUCAUCAACCAGCAAAUACUCCAUCGCCUUAAAAACCAGUCAGGGCUGCGUCCACAUCAUCGUGGCCCAGACCAAGGAGAGCGGCUACACGCUGGACCAGAGCAGCUGUGUGUUCCCCAGCAUCCCGGAGGUGGUGCACCACUACUGCGCCCAGCGCCUGCCCUUCACCGGGGCCGAGCACAUGACCCUGCUGCACCCCGUGCCCCGCACGCAUUAGUGACCCCCCCCCCCCCCAUCAUU
Molecule: messenger RNA, 1928 nt
Organism: Sardina pilchardus (European sardine)
Lineage: Eukaryota; Metazoa; Chordata; Actinopteri; Clupeiformes; Clupeidae
Gene: she
Product: Src homology 2 domain containing E
Exons: 6
Coding region: 568-1905 (445 amino acids)
Molecular function (GO): phosphotyrosine residue binding
Source: RefSeq, a predicted model, not a curated record